Messenger RNA from Dendrobium catenatum, 327 nucleotides. RefSeq lists its product as uncharacterized. NCBI's taxonomy places the organism in Eukaryota, Viridiplantae, Streptophyta, Magnoliopsida, Asparagales, Orchidaceae. Bases 1 to 327 code for a protein of 108 amino acids. The record is from RefSeq and is a predicted model, not a curated record. The transcript has a single exon.
AUGUCUGAAGAAUUUACUGCACUUCAAAGGCAAGGAACUUGGUCACUUGUGCCACCUCCCAAAAAUAGCAACAUUCUUGGUUGUCGAUGGACCUUUCGUACCAAGUUAAAACCUGAUGGCACUCUUGAUCGACAUAAGGCACGACUUGUAGCACAAGGCUUUAAACAAGAGUAUGACAUCGAUUACAAAGAGACGUUCAGCCCGUUGCCAAAAUUCCUACUAUUCGCAUCAUGGUUACUGUUGCACUUCAUCGAGGUUGGCCAGUUCUCCAGCUCGAUGUUUCAAAUGCUUUUCUACAUGGCAGAUUACAAGAAGAAGUAUAUAUGA